AUGAAGAUGGGAGCGGGGUCGCCAGUACAGAAGGCGCAUGCUAGAACUGAGGGAGAUGAGGGAGAGGAGCAGGCAGAGGAGGGAGAGGAGCAGGCAGAGGAGGGAGAGGAGCAGGCCGAGGAGGGAGAGGAGCAGGCCGAGGAGGGAGAGGAGCAGGCCGAGGAGGGAGAGGAGCAGGCCGAGGAGGGAGAGAAGGAGGGCGAGCAAGACAACGCAUUUCCAUUACAGAUGAACUAA
Molecule: messenger RNA, 237 nt
Organism: Knipowitschia caucasica
Lineage: Eukaryota; Metazoa; Chordata; Actinopteri; Gobiiformes; Gobiidae
Source: the annotation of a GenBank genome assembly